UAUACUAGUACGGAGUAUUACUGUAGAUUGCGCGAUCAUCCAUUAUCUCCGCGCGCCGUUAAAAAAAUGUUUCCCCGCUGGUGCUUUUCUGUCGCUCUUGGUCGAUCUUGACUCCAUCUUUCUACGUUUGGCUUACUGGAUAUAUCAUCUGCCUGGAGUAUCUUUGAGUGAUAGGAGCCCAAUUGUUGAUAUCAUCAGCUUAUUCGUCAUAUAAUCCAGCCUCCCCUCUAGGAGACCCCCACUAUGGCCGACAUCCAGAACGAGAACCACGACCAUUUGGUCCAGUCCGAUGACCCUGAACACCCAGCCAACAAAAUCCCUGAUCUCUGUCGGAGAUUCUAUAACUGGGGCUGGGUGACUGGUACUGGUGGUGGUACAUCGAUUCGCCAAGAUGACCACAUCUUCAUCGCUCCGUCCGGUGUUCAAAAGGAGAUGAUGCAACCUCACAACAUCUUCGUCCUACAAUGGCCCACUCCGAAGUACCCUCCCUCCGAGCGCAAGUACAUCCGCAAGCCCCUCGCGUUGAAGCCGUCAGACUGUACCCCUCUUUUCCUUUCUGCGUUUGAACGCGGCGCCCUCUGCAGCAUUCACACCCAUUCGCAGUGGGCCGUGUUGGUGACUCUGCUGGUCGAGCGUGAGAAGGGUCCCGAUGGCUGCUUCGAGAUCAGCGACAUUGAACAGAUCAAGGGAAUCCCUCGCGGCCGGGGUAAGGGUAUGCUGGGCUUCCACGACACCCUCCGGAUCCCGAUUAUUGAGAACACUCCUUUCGAAGAGGAUCUCACAGGAAGUCUGGAGAAGGCGAUGGACCGGUACCCCGACGCCUACGCGGUUCUGGUCAGAAGACAUGGAAUCUAUGUCUGGGGAGACACCGUUGCCAAAGCAAAGACCCAAUGCGAAAGCUUGGAUUAUAUUUUCCAGCUGGCCGUGGAGAUGCACAAGCUUGGUCUCCCAUGGGUCAAGAACUCUUCUUAAUCGGCAAUCGGGCUUGCUAUGUUGAGGCCUGCCAUGCGGAACAUGAUGACGAUGCAUAUGAUAGUUGAUGAUUGUACAAGGAUGUAGAAAAUACGAAAUGUAGUAGUAUGAGCCUUGUAUGUCUGGAAAUCCAUUGGAUCCUCGUAAAAUGAAGACCUCAAGUAGCAAUGACUUCAGGUCUAGCUAGGGUUAUUGCGGUAUCAAUAUCGAGGUACUCCCGUACCGUUAUACCGAGUCAGCUGUGGACUAUAUUUGAAUUUGAUUAAUGGU
Aspergillus glaucus CBS 516.65 is the source of this 1242-nucleotide messenger RNA. It is a transcript of the gene mde1, whose product is annotated as methylthioribulose 1-phosphate dehydratase MDE1. The record is from RefSeq and is a predicted model, not a curated record. The transcript has 3 exons. NCBI's taxonomy places the organism in Eukaryota, Fungi, Ascomycota, Eurotiomycetes, Eurotiales, Aspergillaceae. Gene Ontology annotation, cellular component: cytoplasm. Bases 244 to 972 code for a protein of 242 amino acids. Gene Ontology annotation, molecular function: methylthioribulose 1-phosphate dehydratase activity; metal ion binding.